Nematostella vectensis (starlet sea anemone) is the source of this 2238-nucleotide messenger RNA. RefSeq names its product serine/threonine-protein phosphatase 6 regulatory ankyrin repeat subunit B. The record is from RefSeq and is a predicted model, not a curated record. Gene Ontology annotation, molecular function: protein binding. The coding region runs from base 204 to 1658 and encodes 484 amino acids. Lineage: Eukaryota; Metazoa; Cnidaria; Anthozoa; Actiniaria; Edwardsiidae. The transcript has 7 exons.
GAGGCCUGGUUACGACGUUGCUUCGGAGACCAAAACAGUUGACUUUUUAUAUUUUCGACCUUUACGAUGUAAAAAAAAAUUGCUGUUAUUAAUUUCUUAUGAGUACUUGUAAACUGUAAACAGCCCGAUCUUAUGAUAAAAUGACUUAACCUGUCUGAGGGCGAUACAAAGAAGCGAGACCCUGUGUUUUCAGUUGCUAAGGCAUGGAAAGAUUGAAAGCUCCUACCUCGUCAUCUUCAUCAAGCGACGAUGAAUUUGACAACCACCCUGGUGUUAAACCCGUGAAAAGACCAAUGUCAACGGGAUCGGACUAUUCUCCUCUUUACGAGGCAGCCGAGAAAGGAGACGUUGAGACGCUCUCCCGGCUUAUUCACUCAGGAAAUGUGAAUUUGAACGGGAAGUCAGGUGGGCAUGGAGUGCUUCGUACAGCCCUCCACGGGGCGGCCGGCUACGGUCAGUACCAAGCGACUAGCCUAUUACUCAAGGCAGGAGCUGAUCCACAUUGCCAGAGUGACUCUGGGAGGACUCCCCUGCAUGAGGCUUGUGCAGGGGGUCAUGUGGAUGUUGUGCAAGUUCUUUUGAAAUACAUGACUGACACAGAUGCCGUGGAUUGCCACAAGCAGACAGCUGCCCAUGCCGCUGCUUUUCAUGGGGAAGUAGAUUGUCUCAGGCUUCUGAUUGGUUGCGGCACUGACAUGGAUAUUACUGAUAAGGAUGGCUAUACGGUUGCACAUCUGGCAGCUAUCAGGAACCACCCAGGGAUUAUCAGAUGUCUGAUUGAAGAAGAUGCUGACCUCAACAGCCUAGACAGAGAGAGGCGGACACCAGCACAUCUUGCUGCCAUGUCUGGAGGCCUUGAAACACUCAAAGUGCUGGCUCAUAAUGACCUUGAUGUCAACACUAAGGAUGUUGAUGGAUGUGUGCCUGCGCACUGUGCCGCAUUGCAUGGUCAUUUGCCCUGUAUGCAGUUUCUUGUUAUGGCUGGGCUGACAAAGCUAGAAGUCAGGGACAGAACUGGAAGGGGUCUAUUGCACAUGGCUGCAAUACGGGGUUCUACAGACUGUCUACAUUGGUUGCUUGAGCGAAAUGUGAAUCCAAAUAUGCGAGAUGGUUCUGCAAUCACCCCGUCACACUAUGCCGCCAGUGGAGGUUAUGCAGAGUGCAUUGCGUGCCUUCUCAAACAUGAAGCAGAGAUUGAUGCACCUACACCACAAGGAUUGACUCCACUAGUAUUUGCCAAGAAAGCUGGCAAAGCCAUCCCAUUUGAAGAUGCUGUAACAGGCAAGACACUUUGCCCCUUUUGUGUUGCUAAACAACAGCAAAUAGAGUAUGAUCUUGCGCAUGAGCCGACGCCUGUUGAGAAGAGUAUAGCUGAUGCAGAGUCUGUCAUCUUUACUCCUACCCAAGUUACUGCACCAUCCCCUGAAAAUAUAAACACGACCACCAGCAGCCGAAUCGUGUCUGCUUCAGCUGGGUCCACUAGCAGCAAGAAACUCUCUAAAUCUUCAAGCAACUUAAAGCAGAAGUCCGAGUUGCCGAAGCGGGAUCUGGCCGCGAAGUAUUUUGGUGAACAUCUGUUCUCCCUACCAGAGGCGUUAAGAACCCAGUCCCCAGGAAAAAAUACCACUAAAAUCAGGGGUGUAAAAAAGGCCCGAUGACAUCAAAUUGCUAAAACGUCGAGAUACCAAAUGAUAAACCCUUUUUGGUUGGGGUGAAAAACUAAACAAAAUCCCGCAAAGUAGAUGGAGGUACUCCUCCAAGCUCAGAAUGGAGAAGCCGAGUUAAAUAUCAACAGGGAUUUCUCGAGGCAUAAGUUUCUUAGUGCAGGCAAUUCAAGGAGUGUUGUAAUUUUUUAGAAUUUUAAGAAAAGUCUGGUGCGUUUGCAUUGUUUAACAAAUGCAUUUUUGUAAAAACAUAGUCUCCCGCGCAGCCGUUCUUUGUGUCGGUCACGCAACGCUCCCAUUAGUAUAGCCACUGUAGUCUUUUUAACUAUCUUAUACAAAAAUCUGCAUUAGUAGCGAGGGCCUGUAUACCGAGAAUCGUCAUCGCCAUUUCGCGCGCUUUUGUUUCCAAGCACUUGUAAGUUCAAGCAAAUCAACCGAGUAAAUAACUGUAGAAUCACUGUAUUUAGCUGGUGCACCCACAAGACUUAAGGGCGUGCCGAGGGGAAGGACCCAACCCAGGCCUCCGGCCCCUUCUAGCAGCAAAAAUACAUAAAUGGCCUCUUCGGCCAAUCCU